AUGAGGACGAACCUGGUACACCACAGCCAGCACUGGACGCAAUUUGUGGCCAUCAAUCACUGGACAAUGCACUCUGGCGUGUCUCCGCCUCUCCUCAGCCGUCAAAUCGAUCUGCGGCUGAUACACCCGCCAAUGCCUUGCUUGCCACGACAGGCCCCUCGUCUACCAUCAUCCCACUCCGAGUUGCACCGUCUGCCAUCUCACUCGCACCGUCUGCCGUCUCUCUCGGACUCGUCAAUCCCGUCUGCUGUCUCUCUCGAACUGCCUGCAAUCUCAUUGGCGUCUGCUGUCUCUCUCGAACCACCUGCCGUCUCGGUUGUCCCGUCUGCACACUCACCCGCCUCGUCUACUUUAUUUCUCGCGCCGUCUGCUAUCUCUCUCGAUCCGCCUGCUGUCUUGUCCACCCCGUCUGCUGUUUCGCCUGUGCCGUCUUCUGUGUUUCCCGCGCCGUCUGCUGUCCAUCUCGAACUGCCUGCCAUCUCGUCCAAGCCGUCUGCUCUCCCUCUCGACCAGCAUGCUGUCUCGUCCGCCCUGUCUACUGUAUUUCCCGUGCCAUCUGCUGUCUCUCUCGCACCAUCUCCAGUCUCGCCCAUGCCAUCUGCUGUCUCUCUCGAAUCCCCUGCCGUCUUGUCUGCUCCAUCGCCCAUCUCGCCCAUCUCGUCCGCCGUCUUGCCUCAUUCCGUCGCAAUGAGUAUAUCUAACCUGGUCUAG
This is a messenger RNA of Fomitopsis serialis, 711 nucleotides long. RefSeq lists its product as uncharacterized. The transcript has a single exon. The record is from RefSeq and is a predicted model, not a curated record. Bases 1 to 711 code for a protein of 236 amino acids. NCBI's taxonomy places the organism in Eukaryota, Fungi, Basidiomycota, Agaricomycetes, Polyporales, Fomitopsidaceae.